Messenger RNA from Penicillium egyptiacum, 255 nucleotides. Lineage: Eukaryota; Fungi; Ascomycota; Eurotiomycetes; Eurotiales; Aspergillaceae. The record is from the annotation of a GenBank genome assembly.
GGAACCUCAUCAACGGAGCGAGACUCCUGGAUGCGAACGUAGGCGAGAACCCCCGUCUCUGGGCCUCGCCUGCCGGGAGAUCUGCUUUACGGAGGGCGGGAGCGAAGAUAAACCGCCCCGAGGAACUCCGUAGAGUGCUGGAUGAGGUUGAACCCCCGCCACCCACAUACGCCGAUUUGUCGACGUUUACGCGGGAUGAGUGGCAGGAAUUCAGGCGCAACGGUGCGCGCCGCGAAUUCGUGGGGGAGGAAGCCA